UUGGUUGAAAUAGAUACACUUACACAACACAUCUGUGAGAGAGAGAGAGAGAGAGGCAUAACCUAGCUUCUGUGUGAGCACGACCCAAACCAGAAGCAGCCAUGGCCACGGCAAGAACUGUGAAGGACGUUUCACCACACGAGUUCGUCAAGGCUUACUCUGCUCACCUCAAACGAUCUGGGAAGAUGGAGCUACCAGAGUGGACAGAUAUUGUGAAGACUGCAACAUUUAAAGAAUUGGCUCCUUAUGAUCCUGACUGGUACUAUGUUAGAGCCGCUUCCAUGGCUAGAAAGAUCUACUUGAGAGGAGGACUUGGUGUUGGUGCAUUUCAGAGGAUCUAUGGUGGGAGCAAGAGGAAUGGUAGUCGCCCUCCUCACUUCUGCAAGAGCAGUGGUGCCAUUGCUCGCAACAUUCUUCAACAGUUGCAGAACAUGAACAUCAUUGAACCUGAUACCAAGGGUGGAAGGAGAAUCACUUCCAGUGGCCGCCGGGAUCUCGACCAAGUGGCUGGACGGAUUGUGGUUGCACCUUGAUCUCUAAACUGUCAUCAAGGUUUUGGUUUCUUAUUGAAGAGACGUGAGACAACAGAUUAUGGGCAAAUUUUGAUUUUAGACCGUGUCUUUUAUGUAUUGGACAUGUUUCAAUGUUAUGUUUCUUUUAAUAUUUUAGAUGAUAUUGCCACAUUUAUUUUUCAGAGUUUUUUUGGACCCUUUCAUUCUGAACAUUCUUGUUCUUCGAGUGUCUUUUAACUAUGAAAUUAAAAUUUUU
Molecule: messenger RNA, 768 nt
Organism: Abrus precatorius (Indian licorice)
Lineage: Eukaryota; Viridiplantae; Streptophyta; Magnoliopsida; Fabales; Fabaceae
Product: 40S ribosomal protein S19-1-like
Exons: 4
Coding region: 102-533 (143 amino acids)
Biological process (GO): ribosomal small subunit assembly; translation
Cellular component (GO): cytosolic small ribosomal subunit; ribosome
Molecular function (GO): RNA binding; structural constituent of ribosome
Source: RefSeq, a predicted model, not a curated record